CAAUAUAUUUUACCUAUUUAGCAUUGUUUUUGGGGUGAAACACAGCUUUUUACAUGAAAUGGUACACCACCUAAAGCAUUUCUGAUUACAAUCUUAGUUUGAUAUUAAUUGAGAACCUGAGAUUAUAAAUUAUAAAUUGCUGUUCUUUUUAACCAUCAAUAAGUUGGAAAGCAGCAUAAAAAAAUCAGAGAGAUAAGGGAUCGUCUGCAACCCGAUGGAAACUUUGGUGUCUUGUAGUACCACACACCAGAUUCCUUUCCCUGCCUUGUUUUCCCCUACUAAAUCCGCACCAGCAACACAGUUCAAUUUUUAAAGAAAUAUAUAUAUAUUACACCGUCACCCACUUUUUGUUGUCUUUGCUAAUAUAAUCUUCACUUCCAUCCAUCAUUAUAACAACUCCACUUCUGGUUGAGAUGAGAUUGUUUGUUUCUCUGCAAUGAAAUACCAUUUUUUUCCUUCCUUUUUUACUGCAACUUAUUAUACUCAACUCUUCUGUUUAUUUACUUUUUUAGCAGCUCCACCAUUAGAUUUGGUUAACCAAAACAAAGCAUAACUGCAGUUGGUCACCAUCUCUCUCUUUUUCUUUGCUUCCAUGGCUCAAUAUGUAUAUGUUGCAGAGGCUGCCUGAGAUGUGAAAUCAGGUCAUCAAUGGGUUUCAACAUGAAAAUUUUCCAUUGCUUCUUCAUCUUUCUCCUUCUUCCUCUUCUAUUACUUCCUUCAUUAGCUCUCAACAAUGAUGGGUUCCUUUUGCUUUCUUUCAAAUACUCCAUCCUCAGUGACCCAUUAUCGGUCUUGCAAAGCUGGAACUACGAUGAAGAAACGCCAUGUCAAUGGUAUGGAGUAACCUGCAAUGAAAUUGGAAUGGUAACCAGCUUGGUCCUCCCCAAUAGUCAACUCCUCGGUUCAAUUUCAGAAGACAUUGGUCAUAUCCAGCACCUUCACCACUUGGAUCUUUCAAGCAAUUUUUUUAACGGAACUUUGCCAAGCUCCAUUUUCAAUUCUACUGAGCUCCAGGUACUGUCAUUAGGUGGUAAUGUCAUCUCUGGUGAGUUGCCUGAGACUAUUGCUGGCAUGGCUAGUCUUCAGAUCUUGAAUCUCUCUGAUAAUGCCUUGGCUGGGAAGAUACCACAAAAUCUCACUCUUCUGCAAAACUUAACUGUCGUAUCUCUAAGGGGUAACUAUUUCUCAGGUGAUGUACCAAGUGGGUUUGAUCCAGUGGAGCUGCUUGAUUUGUCCUCAAACCUGCUCAAUGGGACUCUCCCUUUAGAUUUUGGUGGUGGUAAUUUGGGUUUAUUGAACUUAUCUUACAACAAGAUUUCAGGGUCUAUAUCACCGGAGUUUGCAGACAAAGUCCCUCAUAAUGCCACCAUUGAUCUUUCUUUCAAUAACUUAACAGGGGCAAUCCCAGAAUCUUUGGUUAAUCAGAAAAUGGAUUCGUUUUACGGUAACGUUGAUCUAUGUGGGAAACCAUUGAAGAACCCAUGCUCAAUCCCUUCAACACUUUCAACACCCCCAAAUAUGUCUCAAUCCAUAUCGCCAGCCAUUGCGGUGAUACCAAAGCCGAUAGACUCAACACCCGGAGAACCAAACAAUAACGUUCAAACCCAAGCUCGAAGGAGUCUAAACCCAGGCACCAUAGCAGCAAUAGCUGUUGCAGAUUUGGCCGGUUUAUCAAUUAUCACCAUGGUCAUUCUCUACGUGUACCAACUCAAGAAACGAAAUGGUUUUCACACCCAAAGUACGACGAGCAACCUCGAGAAAAAACCAGACGUGAAUCCAGUCUCCACAUUGAUGCCGUCAUCGUGUUCUUCAUGCAUGAAGAUAAAGCUGGUGGAGACGUCGGAAACUGCCAGUUCGGAUAGCGAGUUGGAAGAGAAAAACCAGGAUUUUAACGUGAGCCCGGCUGAGGCGUACCAGAAGGGAGGCAAGCUAGUGAUAGUGAACGAGGGAAACGAGCAGCUGGAAUUAGAGACGUUGCUGAAGGCGUCGGCUUACGUGUUGGGAACGAGUGGGUCGAGCAUCGUGUACAAGGCAGUGCUAGAGAACGGCACGGCAUUUGCGGUGAGAAGGAUCGGAGACAGUUCGGUGGCGAGGUUAAAGGAUUUCGAGAGCCAAGUAAGAGGCAUAGCCAAGUUAAAGCACCCAAAUUUGGUUAAGCUGGUUGGGUUUUACUGGGGAAAUGAUGAGAAGCUUGUCAUCUAUGACUUCGUCUCCAAUGGCAGCCUCGGCUGCUCCAGUUACAGAAGAUUACCGGGCCCAUCAUCAUCGUCACCUUGCCGUUUAACUCUUGAAGGCCGUCUUAAAAUCGCGAAAGGAGUGGGUCGGGGACUGGCCUACAUUCACGAAAAGAAACAAGUGCAUGGCAACAUCAAGCCAACCAACAUACUAUUAAACUCCAACAUGGAGCCUUUAAUAAGUGAUCUAGGACUAGACCGUCUCGUCUUAGCCCGGUCCACGGCUUCCCGUGACGGUCCGCUCGACCCGUAUCAAGCACCGGAGUCGUUAAACAACCUCAAACCCAGCCCCAAGUGGGAUGUCUACUCGUUUGGCAUGAUUUUGCUUGAGCUUCUUAGUGGGAGAGUGUUGUCGGGUCGGGAAUUAGGGCAGUGGGCGGUGCCGGCGGGUUCGGUAGGGGAAGAGAAGAACCGGGCGGUUCGAUUGGCUGACGUGGCGAUAAGGGGUGAGGUGGAAAGCAGGGAAGAAGCCGUGCUGGGGUGUUUUAGAUUAGGGUUUAGUUGUGCAUCGUAUGUGCCACAUAAGAGACCGUCCAUGAAAGAAGCUGUUCGAAUCUUGGAUAAAAUGUCCUAAGAUUCGUCUUCGAUCUCUUUAUGUUAAAACCAAUGAUGCAUUUAAGUCUUAGAGAAGAAAAAGUUGUCCUUUGUUUAUUUGUUUGGGGGUUUAAUUAAUGGUGAUUUGUUUUUUUUUCCUAUUUUUAUUAAAAACUUGAAUGCUUUUCAUAAACAAAGGGAUGGAUUAAUUGUUAA
Molecule: messenger RNA, 2984 nt
Organism: Gossypium raimondii (Peruvian cotton)
Lineage: Eukaryota; Viridiplantae; Streptophyta; Magnoliopsida; Malvales; Malvaceae
Product: receptor protein kinase-like protein At4g34220
Exons: 2
Coding region: 649-2808 (719 amino acids)
Biological process (GO): protein phosphorylation
Molecular function (GO): protein binding; ATP binding; protein kinase activity
Source: RefSeq, a predicted model, not a curated record